AGGGCUGGUGCACUGAGGACGCAGUCGCUCGCUCCUCUGUCUCUCUGUGCGGUUCAAGGGAAGCGGACUGACGAGUCUAGCUCUACAUUUGAGCAGCAGAGCUCAGAUCUUAACGGGAUAAACUCACCGAGGAGAGGAGAAGUUGUAGAAGCGCUGCGUAAAGACGCACGUAGAGUUAUCCAAGAAGGGACUCUGAACUACGGGGCACGUUGUUUUUUGUCACCCGUUUCUAUCAGUCUCUUUUUCUCCCCAAAUCGGAUUCUUUUCAACAUUUUCAGAACAGAUUUUUUUUUUUUUUUUUUUACAACUUUCACACCAGCGAAAUCCAUUUUCCUCGUUCGCUGUUCGGUUUUAAUUUCCCUCCAUGGAUUUAGCGCUGUGAGCGGCCGGCUGCAGUGGACUUUGCCCCCGAGGAUCGCUGCUCCUUCUCCCCCGGUCACCAGGACAGCUGUCGUUCAUGUUGCAGGGGGCUGUUUUUGAUGGAUUUAUAAGGUCGACUUCGAUUUCAGCAGGAUACACGAACCCUGGAACCAGCUCACAGACUGCUUUUGGGGGAGGAUACACCGGGGGUCUCCAAAUGAGGAUUUCAAUAUUCACCCAGAUCGACAGGGACAAGGAGUGAUUUCACCCCCCUAGUUGGUGCCAGUCAUCGCUGCGAGGACAGACCGGGAGGAAAGGAUCCAGAUUUAGAGACUUUGUGGGUUUCGGAAGUCGCCAAUGCCAGGGACCAGAGUGUGAGGCCCACUCCAGGCUUCUAAACUUGUAAUUUUGCCCCUUUUCAACCACAAGACACACGCGCCACAUCUAGAAGAUGGUGAGGAUCUGCAUGUUCUGCGUUCUCCUGCUCGGUUUGGUGGACAGAGUCUCAGCCAGAGCCAUUGAGGAGUUAAGAACUAAAGAUCUUCGGGUCUCCAGGCCUCUGAUCGUGCCGGGUUACCCAGAAAACACCACGGCGGUGGUGGGUGGUCAGGCGAAGCUGGUGUGUAAAGUCCACAGGCCGGCGUCCACCAAGGUGCAGUGGCUGAAGACCGAGUCUGGAGGUCCAGGACGGAGUCAGGGAGGAGCGCCCCGCCUCAGGCCUCUGACGGCCCUGCAGAGCAACGGGUCCAAGGUGAACACUCUCCAUCUGUCCAACAUCACUUUGGAGGAUGCCGGCGAGUACAUCUGUAUGGCCGAAAGCAGCCACGCGGGACAGACAGUGCAGGCCAUGCAGUCAGCGUGGCUGGAGGUCCUCCCUGGUACCAUCAUUUCCCAAACGGUGGACCUGACUGCUGCGGAAAUGCCCUCAGAUGUUCUUGAGGACCUGAAUGAGGACACCACCGAGCAUCUUCUGUUGGAGCCAGGAAACGUCCUGAAGCUGCGCUGUGACAUGAGCAGCCGGCCCGGCAUGGCGGUGAACUGGUACAAGGAGGGAGUCCGGGUUCUGCCGACACCUCGCAUCCAGAUGCGCGGCGCCAUCGUGGAGAUCACGGACGUAACAUACGAGGAUUCCGGCGUCUAUGUUUGCAUUCUCCGAGGAACCAAAGAGCCUGUGAGGAACUUCACCAUCACUGUGGCAGACUCAUUAGGAUCCGGAGACGAUGACGAAGACAACGGCUUGGAGGACUCAUCGACUGAGAUCGAAAAUGACCAAGUUUACUUCUCCAGAGGCCCUUACUGGACGCACACCCAGCGAAUGGAGAAGAAGCUGUACGCUGUUCCUGCAGGCAACACGGUGAAAUUUCGCUGCCCGGCGAUGGGCAGCCCUAUGCCAACCAUCCGCUGGCUCAAAAACGGACGUGAAUUUAGAGGAGAGCAUCGUAUUGGGGGCAUCAAGCUGAGACACCAACACUGGAGCCUGGUGAUGGAGAGCGUCGUGCCCUCAGACAGAGGAAACUACACCUGUGUGGUGGAGAACAAAUAUGGCUCCAUCGCUCACAGCUACGUCCUCGAUGUCCUGGAGCGAUCGCCCCACAGGCCGAUCCUGCAGGCCGGUCUGCCCGCCAACACCACAGCAGUGGUGGGCAGCGAUGUCCAGUUCCACUGUAAAGUGUACAGCGACGCUCAGCCUCACAUCCAGUGGCUGAAGCACAUCCAGAGGAACGGCAGUCGCUACGGUCCUGAUGGGACUCCAUACGUUCAGGUCCUCAAGACGGGAAGCCUGAACAUGUCAGAGGUGGAGGUGCUCUACCUGUCCAAAGUUACAAUGGAGGAUGCAGGAGAAUACACCUGUCUGGCUGGAAACUCUAUCGGCUUUGCUCACCAGUCUGCCUGGCUCACCGUGAUUUCAGAGGAGGAAGCAGCAGACAGCAUGGACACCAUGGAGACUAAAUACACUGACAUCAUCAUCUACGCCUGUGGAUUCCUGGCUUUGAUCAUGGCCAUCGUCAUCGUGGUGUUGUGUCGGAUGCAGGUUCAUCCGAGGAGGGAGCCGUUCGACGCCCUACCUGUGCAAAAGCUUUCCAAGUUUCCUUUGCGUAGACAGUACUCGGUGGAAUCCAACUCGUCAGGGAAGUCCAGUGCGUCUCUAAUGAGAGUCGCUCGCCUCUCGUCCAGCUGCUCUCCGAUGUUGGCUGGAGUCAUGGAGUUUGAGCUUCCCUACGACCCGGACUGGGAGUUUCCUAGAGAGAAUUUAACGUUGGGCAAACCUCUUGGAGAGGGCUGCUUCGGUCAGGUGGUCCGAGCCGAAGCUUACGGCAUCAACAAGGACUCUCCUGAACAGGCCACCACCGUGGCUGUCAAGAUGCUCAAAGAUGAUGCCACAGACAAAGAUCUGGCCGACCUGAUCUCUGAGAUGGAGCUGAUGAAGGUGAUGGACAAACACAAGAACAUCAUCAACCUGCUGGGAGUCUGCACACAGGAUGGUCCUCUGUAUGUGCUGGUGGAAUACGCAUCCAAAGGCAGUCUGAGGGAGUACCUGCGUGCCCGGCGACCUCCAGGCAUGGAUUACACCUUUGAUGUGACCAAGGUGCCCGAGGAGCAGCUCACCUUCAAAGACCUGCUGUCCUGCGCCUACCAGGUGGCCCGAGGGAUGGAGUACCUGGCCUCCAAGAGGUGCAUCCACAGAGAUCUGGCAGCCAGGAACGUUCUGGUGACGGAGGACAACGUGAUGAAGAUCGCUGACUUCGGCCUGGCCAGAGGAGUUCACCAGAUCGACUACUACAAGAAAACCACCAACGGUCGGCUGCCGGUGAAGUGGAUGGCACCUGAAGCCUUGUUUGACAGAGUCUACACACACCAGAGUGACGUGUGGUCGUUCGGUGUGCUGAUGUGGGAGAUUUUCACGUUGGGUGGUUCGCCGUAUCCUGGCAUCCCCGUUGAGGAACUUUUCAAGCUGCUGAAGGAAGGACAUCGCAUGGAUAAACCCUCCAACUGCACACAUGAACUCUACAUGAUGAUGCGUGAGUGCUGGCAUGCCGUUCCCACCCAGAGGCCAACCUUCAAGCAGCUGGUGGAGGAGCUGGACCGAGUGCUGCUGUCCAUCUCUGACGAGUACUUGGACCUGUCGACACCUUUCGAGCAGUACUCCCCGUCAUGUGAGGACACGUCCAGCUCCUGCUCUUCCGACAACGACUCUGUUUUUACCCAUGACGCAUUGUCCACCGACCCCUGCCUGCUGGGCUACCAGGACGUUCGCUCCCGGAUAGACAUGAAGGCGGCUCUCCGAUAGACACACAAACACUAGAGUGGAAACCCGCUACCUUGGACUGUAACACAUCCGCUGGCGGUCGCGCUGAAGGUCCGACGCCGCAAGGUUAAGUUAAAGAUUUUAUGCUCAUGAUGUUUUCGUUGGACCUCCAUUACGGCCCCAGUCAAAGCCCUUAGAAAUAGAUAGGCAUUUAUACACACACAUACACAGAUGCAUACACAAAGCACUGAGGCCAGUGGGCUUCAUCACACGGUGGAGGUUUGAAGAAAAGAAACACUUCAUCGUGAGCAGAAGAUAAAAGGACAAACUGAACAUGGUACUUCGGGUGAUCGGCUCUGACGCCGUGCUCGAGAACGGCUGAAACGUUGGAAAAACUGUGGCACGAAACUCAGCAGAAGAGACCCUGGUACUCGAAACGCCUUGAAGUGCUUUCUUUGAUCGACGGACAAUGAUCUCCUACCACAAAACCCGAAACCGGGGCUUGAAACCUCAAAAAGACAUUUUAACAGAAACAAACAAACAAACAAAAAAAAGAUUUAUUUUGCUAUGAUAAAAAAAUAAGAAACUGAUUGUUAAAUAUAAAUCUCUCUAUAUAAGAUUAUUUUACUUUUGUGUUGCUUAUUUAAAAAAAGAAAACAGUCUUAAAUCUCAGGAUCUCUCAUGCUAAGAAGUUGCUGUAGUGGCAGCAAAGUGCCUGAACUGAUGAUUUCCUGUGAAUAUAUUAGAAUAUUAAAAUAUUGUAUGUACAUAUCAACAGCAGAAAGAAAGACGAUUUCCUUUUAUAAAUUAUUCUGAAUGACACAAAAAUGAAGGUUACUGGAGGCAAACGGAGAGAGGAAUUUAAUCAAGUGCCAAACCUCUUACAGCUGUCACACUGUCUUCAUGUUCAGGUUUCUUUCCAAAAUAACUCAUUUGUGCCCAAUAAUCUACACUGGUAUCCCAAAUUAGAGUCAAACCCAAAUCACUGCAGUAGCUGAUGAAGAAACACACAUUUUCCCACCAACAAUUCCAACAAUUUAAUUAUUUGUGUCUAGAAAAAUUACCGAUUACGCCUUUAAACGUGGCUUAAACUUGGGACAUUUUUGGAAUGAAACCCUCCAUUUGUUGUUUAGUUCCAAGAAAUCCGUUUAUUGUUAAAUACCACAGGGAGCCCAGUUAUUGUUGUUGUUGUUGGACGGAGACCACAGAAGUUUUGUCGAUCGAGCUGUAACGCAUUACAAAACGAGUUUUGAUCAGGUCUCAAAGCCUGUCAGGUUACGAGGCGGACUUGUUUACUCGUAAAAGGAACCAAUGCAACAUUUCGUGGUCCUCCAAGUCUUUGUCAGGGACAGUGUGUCCAGGGUGGGACUCGACGUAGCAGGAGGACUCUGUGGGGAGCUGGCCCAAGCCCACUGUCACUGCUGACAAGGAGAGGAAGGCCGGGAGGAGAGGGGAGGAGGGGGGACACUGAAUGUGAAAGCCUGUGUGAUUGAUUUCAAAUAGAGGAGGAGGGGGAGGGACCCUCCUUUGUCUGGCUGUAACCCUUCACCCAGCCCAAUCUGUUGGCGAGGGGUCCUCAGGUCCGCAGCCUGGCCGGACAAUGAAAGCUUUGCAGGCUUAAUGGGUGUGACUACGGACCAGAGGGAGUUUUGGGGGUGGUGGUGUGGGUAUAGCUUGGGCUUGUGUGCAAAUGAAGAGGCUCUUAUUAUGGUAAUGGCUCCUCUUCUCUCCCAAACGUCCCUAUCUUUAUCCCCACGGCCACCAUCUUUUAAAUUACAAAUCUUAAUUCAGAUUCGCCGCUGCCACCAGCACCAGCUGUAGGCAAUUCCCCUGUGGGGUGAAAUGCCAACUGAGUCCUAGUCUGCCUCCUGAAUCUGACCAACAAUUGAGACACAAACAAAACAACCGUUGACAGUUGUGUGGAAAGAGAUCAAUCUGUAUGAUUGGCGAAUUUCUUUCUGUGGAACUCUGAUCCAUCAGCAAAAUCUGCAUCACCAGCACUAAGAAAAAUGGAGGGUUUCAUUCCAGAAUGUUUUAAAUUCAUCCACCAGUUGUGUUUGUAAACCACCAUCACGUCUGUUCACCUCAUUUGUUUUCCCUCGUCGGUCAUCUUUCUCAUUUAGGACUGAUGCUCUUCUACAUUUACAUCCACAAAGUGUCCAAACACACGAGCAUUUUUACAUUCCAGUUAUCUGCUCUUCUCCCAGAUACCAAUUGUAAACAAUCACAACGUUCUUAAGCAUUUCCUCAAGAGAAUUAUUUUAGAAAUAUCUAAUUUAUUUGUUUAUUGUUUUGUUUUUAUAUGAAAUAAAGUAUAAUUUAAAAUAAA
Molecule: messenger RNA, 5936 nt
Organism: Stegastes partitus (bicolor damselfish)
Lineage: Eukaryota; Metazoa; Chordata; Actinopteri; Pomacentridae
Gene: fgfr4
Product: fibroblast growth factor receptor 4
Exons: 21
Coding region: 812-3649 (945 amino acids)
Biological process (GO): cell surface receptor protein tyrosine kinase signaling pathway; positive regulation of kinase activity; protein phosphorylation
Cellular component (GO): signaling receptor complex; plasma membrane
Molecular function (GO): fibroblast growth factor binding; ATP binding; fibroblast growth factor receptor activity
Source: RefSeq, a predicted model, not a curated record